This is a messenger RNA of Tetrahymena thermophila SB210, 300 nucleotides long. Its product is annotated as acyl-CoA-binding protein. The record is from RefSeq and is a predicted model, not a curated record. Gene Ontology annotation, molecular function: fatty-acyl-CoA binding. The transcript has a single exon. Gene Ontology annotation, biological process: fatty acid metabolic process. NCBI's taxonomy places the organism in Eukaryota, Ciliophora, Oligohymenophorea, Hymenostomatida, Tetrahymenidae.
AUGACUAGCUUAGAAGAAAGAUACAACAAGGCUUUAGAAUUCAUCAAGAAUCCUCCUGCUGAUUACCCUCCCAUUGAUAUGGACAACACCCAAAGACUUACUUUCUACGCCAUCUUCAGAUAGAUUAAGGAUGGUCCUUGCAAAGGUCCUCAACCUUCUCGUCUAAAAGUUGUUGAAAGAGCUAAAUACGAUGCCUGGAAAGCCCUUGGCAAAAUGAGCAAAGAAGAUGCCAUGAAGAAAUACAUUACUGAAAUUACCAAGCUUGCACCCGGCUGGGAAAAACCCACUCCUAAGUUGUGA